AUGGCGGAAGAGAAGCCAUCGGAAAUGGCGAGCAGCUACUGUCCGAACUUUGCGGCCAGCGAAAUGCAAGCGAGCCGAGUCGCGCCACAACGUUUUGAUCCGCGGCAACACAUACAGAGCCAUCGUCCGAAGACCCAGAAGAAUGUGCCUACCAACAUUCAACUGGACGUGCAACCAAAUGCAUCACCAUCGAAGACCGCACGCAUCGCCAAUGUGGUAGUAAGCGCGCCGAUGCAAGCUCCACCGACCUUGGAAAGUGACAACAACAUGGCUACUACGAUCGAACCACCUUUGUACAAGCCACUUGGACGCUUUGGCUAUCCAGAAAUGAUGGCUGCUGAACGAGCGGAAGACGAUGUGAAGCCUGAGCUAGAACUUUCGAAGUCGAUGGAGGAACAACUGUUGGAGGUAUCGCCCGAAAAAAAUGUAUUCAACCCUUGGCUCAUCAAUCAUUGGAGGCGCGUGGCCAAGGUGAGACUUUUGAAGGACGCGUACGAUGGAAAGCUCAAGAUGACGUUCGAAGAUGUGAAGGAUGAUCUGGAUCUCUUGGCGGCUUUUAUCGACAACCUGGACUACUUUGAAGAGGGCGCAGAUGGCGUUUUUUGUCGAAAGACCGGAUCCAAGAAGUCGAGCAUGGAGAUUGAUUGGCGCUUUCAGAACUACGCGACGAUUGCCGACUUGAAGCAUUUUGCCCUGACAAAACCGUGGCCGGAAACUGCGGUCCCUAUCACGUUGAUCGAGCCGCGAUACAUUUUAUGCUUGGAAACGGAUCGCGCAUAUGAUGAUCGUCUGGGAAUAAAUGAGCUGGUCAAGAAAUUUCUUCGUGAUGGUGGUGAGUUGACGUUGGCUGAGUGCACCUACGGUUCAGCGAUGCUAAUGGUGGAGAAGAGCGAGGAAAGCUUCGAGUAUCUGCGAGUUGUGGCUCUAUCAUAUGAUCAAAUUGAAGAUAGCUGGCUUGUAGCUCCAAUCGAUAGUACCAUUGGCCCGCCGAUGAAAGCACUCAUGAAAGUACGCCCGGACAGUUUCUGCGUGUUGCCCAAUGUGGUCUCUCUUCAAGCAAUACCAGCGGCGAUUUUCGCAGCUCCACUCCGUGGCCUCACUGGAAUCAAGCCGGGUGCACUAGAUUUGGCGAGGAGCUGUCUCUAUGCGGAUGUCAUCUUGACGGUGACAAUAAACGAGCGAAGCUGCAUCAUGCUGCCAUUCUACCUCGAAAUGUGUGACGGAGAGUGCCCAAUUGACUUGAUGCUAAUAGACCAAAAUGGUGAUGGAGCACUAGAGGGCCAACUCGUCUCAGAAAUACUCUACUGCAAAUCGCUUGGCAUUCCAAUUGGCCCAAUAGAGCUUCACGACGAGCACCCCUUCUGGAUGGGCAACCAUGGUGUUGAUCUGCCGCGGCCAAAUCUGAAAAGACUAGUACAAGAACUAGAAGAAAUGGAAAGAGAAGAGCGUGAAGGUAGCCAGGAUCUUGGAUCGCAGCGAUCGCUUCCUUCACCCUCUUCUUCAGUUGGGCCUUCUACAAAGGGAGGUUUUUUAUUCGAAGAUGCCAUACGCGCUGGCCAAAUAACGACCCAACAGCAAUCAUCGGUGCCAAGCGAAAACGUGGUAGAGAGAAAGUCCGUCGUCGUUCCUGGAUCAAUCGAAAAGUUGCUGCGAAGCCAAAUGGGAGAGCCACGCCACAGGGUCAUGUUCCGAUCGAUGCUCACGAUGUUGCAAGGAACUUCGGAUGUCACCAGGGCGGAACUCGACUACAUCAUCACGCAAUUCGGCUGCAAA
Messenger RNA from Mesorhabditis belari, 1773 nucleotides. The record is from the annotation of a GenBank genome assembly. NCBI's taxonomy places the organism in Eukaryota, Metazoa, Nematoda, Chromadorea, Rhabditida, Rhabditidae.